GUACGUCUGGAAUUCGUUUUUGAAAGUGCGAAAUCACUUAAACUUGUGUUGUCUUCCAGACAAUAUGUUUGAAAGUUUUGGUUAUUAUUUUGGUGAAUCGUUGACUUCGAAUCAUGUUAUUUCCGGUUUAAUCGGGGUUUUCACCAUUGUUAUGUGCGUGUAUUAUUACUGGUGGAAGUUUCCCCACCCACGGUACCCACCUGGGGUUAGAGGGGUUCCAAUUUUUGGUGCUAUCCCAUUUUUUGGAAGGUACGUUCAAGAAACUUUGGCAAAGUGGUCACGUAGCAAGUAUGGUCCAGUCAUGUCUGCACGAUUUGGACAAGAUGACGCUGUUGUGUUGAACGAUUUUGAAUCAAUACACGAGGCUUUGGUGAAAAACAUUCAACAUUUCAAUUCACGACCAAGUUUUUACAUCGUAGAGCAAUUUACGCAUGGUUAUGGUUUUGGGUUUGCUGACGGCCACAACAAAUACCUGGAUGUUAGAAACUUUAGUUUGUCCGCUUUACGAGGACUUGGAAUUGGACGGCGAACGAUGGAGACUCGAGUAUCGGAGGUGGCUCAGGAUCUCGUUAAAAUUUUAGAAGAUUUGGAUCAAAAACCGACCGAUCUAAAGAUGAUGCUGGGGGGAACCGUAGCAAACGUUCUCUGCAGCGUAGUUUUUGGAAAGACUUACGAUCUAAGUGACCCUGAGUAUCAAUAUGCAGUACAAUGCAGUUUCGACUGCUUUGGAGACCCAGAGAAUUCAGAAUAUUUAAACUUCAUGUUCUUCUACCCGAAGCUCAGAUACAUACAACCUUUUAAAAGAGCCCUGAAGAAGUUUAUUGAUGUUCAUCUUGGAUUGAUAGCAUUCAACCAAAAAGAAAUUAAUCUUCACAAGGAAAGAUUGGAUGUGAACGAACCUGGAGAUUACAUCGAUGCUUUCCUUAUUGAGAUGAAGAAACACUCUCCUGAAAAUUCAUGGUUCCAUGAGACACAGCUUCUACAUUGUUUAGGUGACAUGUUUAUUGCUGGAACAGAAACCACUACAAACACAAUACUCUGGGCUUUAUUGGCGUUAAUACACCAUCCAGAGAUACAAGAAAAGUUAUAUCAAGAACUACUUGAUAACAUUGGUGAACAAGUUCUUCCAAGUACCGAUCACAGAGACAAAAUCCCGCUCUUCCGUGCAUUUACUCAAGAGGUUUAUAGAUUCAAAACAAUUGUACCCCUUGCCCUCCAACAUCGAGCUAAUAAAGACGUAGAGAUUGGUGGAUACGUCAUACCUAAAGGAACAAAGGUGUUUCCCAACCUCCAUGCGGUUCACCACGAUCCAAAUAUCUGGAAAAAUCCGAGCGAGUUCAACAUUUAUCGUCACAUCAGCAAAGACGGGAAAUUUAUUCCUUCGAAGAGAGUGGUUGCGUUCGGUAUGGGAGCUCGGUCGUGCCUUGGGGAAAAGUUGGCGAUCACAGAAGUCUUCCUCUUCCUUGCUAACAUUAUCAAAAGAUUCGAAAUCCUCCCUGAUCCCGAGAGCAAAGAGCUUCCUAUUCUCAAAGAUGGAGUCAACAGUCUUCUAUAUGUUCCAUACCGGUUUAAAGUUGUUGUAAAGCCGAGGAUCAUCAACGAAUAACGGAUUGACGUUAUCGAACUCAUCUGUAAUCUUGUAAAUGCUUUUCUUCGUGUAACUGUAAAAACAUAUUACUCUGGUCGGCGACAUGCUAUAAUCCUAUAACCAUGAUUCUUGUAAAUACAACGAAACCCAAUAAUGUA
This is a messenger RNA of Ciona intestinalis (vase tunicate), 1746 nucleotides long. The record is from RefSeq and is a predicted model, not a curated record. Lineage: Eukaryota; Metazoa; Chordata; Ascidiacea; Phlebobranchia; Cionidae.